Danaus plexippus (monarch butterfly) is the source of this 753-nucleotide messenger RNA. Its product is annotated as transcription factor 15-like. Gene Ontology annotation, biological process: developmental process; regulation of transcription by RNA polymerase II. NCBI's taxonomy places the organism in Eukaryota, Metazoa, Arthropoda, Insecta, Lepidoptera, Nymphalidae. Gene Ontology annotation, molecular function: RNA polymerase II transcription regulatory region sequence-specific DNA binding; protein dimerization activity; DNA-binding transcription factor activity, RNA polymerase II-specific. The transcript is spliced from 4 exons. The coding region runs from base 229 to 624 and encodes 131 amino acids. The record is from RefSeq and is a predicted model, not a curated record.
AUCAUUACUCAAUACCUUUUAAGUAUUUGCUGUUUAGAUAUAUAGGCAUAUUUCUAAAUCAAAUCCAACUAAUUAACUAAGCAUAAUUACAAUUCGGGCCUGUUUCAUCAGCCAUCUGUUUAUACAAUUAUCUGUUAAGAGGCCAGGCAGUGGCGCGCGCUGUUCUUCCUAAAUGACUCCUUAACAUCGGAACUUGUAGCAAAUGGAUUAGUUCAACGUCUGCAUCCGAUGGGACUGUAUCCUUGGGAGCUGAACUUUAUCAUGGACACGUAUACAAGCUAUCAAAUGAAUGAAGAAACUUGGGAGCAGCUUCGUUCAGUGACACAAGCUCCAAAUGCGCCUGCGCAAAAACAAAGAUGUCAGGCGAAUGCGCGGGAAAGAGAUAGGACCCAGAACAGUGUAAACAUGGCGUUCAAUACUCUCCGACAUCUCAUACCAACGGAACCAGCAGAUCGCAAACUUAGCAAAAUAGAGAUCCUCAGGCUAGCUGGCAGUUAUAUCACACACCUCGACAAUCAACUGUAUACGGGGGAUAUGGAACAGCCGUGUUUGAAAAAAUCCGACACCGUAUACAAAACAUCUUUGUGUACGUUCUGUUGGUCAACAUUAAAAAAGAAAAAAUAACUUCAAACAACAAAGAUUUUUGUUGUUAUCAUAAAGUGAAGAAAUGAUUUGCAGAUUUUUGUUCUGAUGUUUCGUUAUGUAUUCUAUGUCUAAUAAGUUAUGCUAAGUCAUUACGAUAUUAUAUUUACG